Molecule: messenger RNA, 3860 nt
Organism: Sesamum indicum (sesame)
Lineage: Eukaryota; Viridiplantae; Streptophyta; Magnoliopsida; Lamiales; Pedaliaceae
Product: cellulose synthase A catalytic subunit 1 [UDP-forming]
Biological process (GO): cellulose biosynthetic process
Cellular component (GO): membrane
Molecular function (GO): cellulose synthase (UDP-forming) activity
Source: RefSeq, a predicted model, not a curated record
GUAAGUGAAGGAGAAGGGGGGAGAGAGAGAGAGAGAGAGAGAGAGUAGAGAAGAGAUGGCCGAUUGAUUGAGGCUAAGAAUCAUAGCUCCAAUGCCCUCUCCUCCUCACACUCUUGUUUCACUUCAAUCUUUGGUGUUGGAGGUUUUGGUUCACUUAAAGUAAAGCCCAUCAUAUAAUAGAAAUUUGUUGUUAUACUGGUGAUAAUCAAGAUAGAAUGGAGGCAAAUGCCGGAAUGGUGGCUGGAUCGCACAAGAGGAAUGAGCUUGUUAGAAUCCGGCAUGAUUCUGAUAGUGGGCCGAAGCCCCUGAAGAAUUUGAAUGGUCAGAUAUGCCAAAUAUGUGGAGAUACUGUUGGAGUGACUGCCAGUGGUGACUUGUUUGUUGCUUGCAAUGAAUGUGCUUUUCCAGUUUGCCGAGCCUGUUAUGAGUAUGAGCGGAAAGAUGGAAAUCAGUCAUGCCCGCAGUGUAAGACUAGGUACAAGAGACAGAAAGGGUGUCCAAGAGUUGACGGUGAUGAUGAAGAGGAAGAUAUUGAUGAUUUGGAGGAUGAGUUUAAUUAUUCUCAGGGAAAAAGCAAGGCUAGAUCUCAAUGGCUUGGAGAUGAUGUUGAGCUAUCUGCAUCUUCUAGACGUGAAUCACAGCAACCAAUCCCUCUUCUUACCCAUGGGCAGUCAGUCUCUGGUGAGAUUCCUCCUUCUACACAAGACACGCACUCGGUCAGGAGUACUUCAGGACCUCUGGGCCCUGGAGACCGUGUUCAAUCUCUUCCUUAUGUUGAUCCACGGCGGCCAGUUCCUGUAAGAAUUGUCGAUCCUUCCAAAGACUUGAAUUCUUAUGGACUUGGAAAUGUUGACUGGAAGGAGAGAGUGGAAGGUUGGAAGCUGAAACAGGAAAAGAAUAUGGUCCAGAUGACCAACAAAUACAGUGAAGGGAAAGGAGAUAUCGAAGGCACAGGGUCAAAUGGAGAAGAACUUCAGACGGCUGAUGAUGCUCGCCAACCAUUGAGCCGGGUCGUGCCCAUUCCUUCUUCACAUCUUACUCCUUAUCGUGUUGUGAUCAUUCUCCGAUUGAUAAUCUUGGGCUUUUUCUUGCAAUAUCGUUGUACUCAUCCGGUGAAGGAUGCUUAUCCUCUGUGGCUGACAUCAGUCAUCUGUGAGAUCUGGUUUGCCUUAUCCUGGCUUCUGGAUCAGUUUCCAAAAUGGUAUCCUAUUAACCGUGAGACAUACCUUGAAAGACUUGCCUUGAGGUAUGACAGAGAGGGCGAGCCUUCACAGUUAGCACCUGUCGAUGUGUUUGUGAGUACAGUGGAUCCUAUGAAAGAGCCUCCUCUUAUAACUGCCAACACUGUGCUGUCCAUUCUUGCUGUGGAUUACCCUGUCGACAAAGUCUCCUGUUAUGUUUCAGAUGAUGGUGCAGCAAUGCUGACCUUUGAAGCCCUCUCUGAAACUGCAGAAUUUGCCAGGAAAUGGGUUCCUUUCUGCAAGAAGCACAAUAUUGAGCCCAGAGCCCCCGAGUUCUAUUUUGCUCAGAAGAUAGAUUACCUGAAAGACAAGAUUCAGCCUUCCUUUGUGAAAGAGCGCAGAGCAAUGAAGAGAGAAUAUGAAGAAUUUAAGGUACGGAUCAAUGCUCUUGUUGCAAAGGCUCAAAAGAUGCCUGAAGAAGGAUGGACAAUGCAAGAUGGAACUCCUUGGCCUGGAAAUAAUACCCGUGAUCAUCCAGGAAUGAUUCAGGUCUUUCUGGGGCACAGUGGUGGCCUUGAUACAGAUGGAAAUGAGCUACCUCGGCUGGUUUAUGUUUCUCGUGAGAAGCGCCCAGGAUUCCAACAUCACAAGAAAGCCGGAGCUAUGAACGCUUUGAUUCGUGUCUCCGCUGUCCUCACAAAUGGAGCAUAUCUUUUGAAUGUUGAUUGUGACCACUACUUCAACAACAGCAAAGCUCUUAAAGAAGCCAUGUGCUUUAUGAUGGAUCGUGUUCUUGGAAAGAAGACUUGCUAUGUGCAAUUCCCACAGCGUUUCGAUGGCAUUGAUUUGCAUGAUCGAUAUGCUAACCGCAACAUCGUCUUCUUUGAUAUCAACUUGAAGGGGUUGGAUGGCCUUCAGGGCCCUGUUUAUGUGGGAACUGGGUGUUGCUUUAAUAGGCAAGCUCUUUAUGGGUAUGAUCCAGUCCUAACAGAAGAAGAUCUGCAACCAAACAUUAUUGUCAAAAGUUGUUGUGGUACAAGGAAGAAGGGAAGAAGUGCUAAUAAGAAGUACAUUGAUAAGAAGCGAGAAAUGAAAAGAACUGAAUCGAACAUUCCUAUCUUCAACAUAGAAGAUAUGGAAGAGGGUGUCGAAGGAUAUGACGAUGAGAAGUCACUUCUUAUGUCUCAGAAGAGCUUGGAGAAGCGUUUCGGUCAAUCUCCAGUCUUCAUUGCUGCUACUUUUAUGGAAAUGGGAGGCAUCCCACCGACGACAAAUCCGUCUACUCUCUUGAAAGAAGCAAUUCAUGUCAUUAGCUGUGGAUACGAGGAUAAGACUGAGUGGGGCAAAGAGAUCGGGUGGAUCUACGGUUCCGUCACAGAGGAUAUUUUAACUGGGUUUAAGAUGCACGCGCGAGGAUGGAUUUCUAUCUAUUGUAUGCCUCCUCGCCCUGCGUUCAAAGGGUCUGCUCCCAUCAAUCUGUCCGAUCGUUUGAACCAGGUCCUUAGGUGGGCUCUUGGAUCCAUUGAAAUUCUUCUAAGCAGGCAUUGUCCCAUAUGGUAUGGCUACAACGGGAGACUACAGCUCCUAGAGAGACUCGCAUAUAUCAACACCAUUGUUUAUCCGCUCACCUCAAUUCCGUUGCUUGCUUAUUGUGUUCUUCCUGCUAUCUGUCUUCUCACUAACAAAUUUAUCAUUCCAGAGAUAAGCAAUUUUGCUAGCAUGUGGUUCAUUCUUCUCUUCGUCUCGAUUUUUGCCACUGGGAUACUGGAAAUGAGGUGGGGUGGUGUUAGCGUUGAGGACUGGUGGAGAAACGAACAAUUCUGGGUCAUUGGUGGGACAUCGGCUCAUCUCUUUGCCGUCUUCCAGGGUCUCCUGAAAGUACUUGCUGGAAUUGAUACCAAUUUCACUGUCACUUCAAAGGCAUCAGACGAUGAUGGAGAGUUUGCUGAGCUUUACGUGUUCAAAUGGACGUCCCUCCUCAUUCCUCCCACCACCGUCCUCAUUGUGAACUUGGUGGGAAUUGUAGCCGGUGUUUCCUAUGCUAUUAACAGUGGAUAUCAGUCGUGGGGUCCUCUUUUUGGGAAAUUGUUUUUCGCCAUUUGGGUUAUCGUCCACCUUUAUCCUUUCCUCAAAGGUUUGUUGGGACGGCAAAAUCGCACUCCUACAAUCGUCAUCGUCUGGUCUAUUCUCCUUGCAUCCAUUUUCUCUCUGCUUUGGGUGCGGAUCGACCCCUUCACAUCAGAAGCCACAAGGAGGGCUGCAAAUGGACAAUGUGGGGUCAACUGCUAGCAUAUUUGAAGCUCAUUUUGUAAGACCAUGUUCCAGUCUCUCCGCCCGAUGCUUGCAUUUUGCAUAUAAGACGGACAAGAAACUAAGGUGAAAACUUAUGUUUGCGGCCCCUAAAAUUAUGUUGUAGUAUUUUACAUUGUCAAAAAUGGGUUGUGAUGGAUAAAUUUGUCAGAAACUAAAUUAAGUUUGGUAAUGUGGGGUCACCGCUAGCAUAUUCGAAGCUCAUUUUGUAUAUAAGACGGACAAGAAACUAUUGGGGUGAAAACUUAUGUUUGCGGUCCCCUAAAGUUAUGUUAUAGUAUCCUACAUUGUCGAAAAUGAGUGUGAUGGAUAAAUUUGUCAGACACUAAAUUAAGUUAUGGUAAUUUAAACCAGUUCAUACCUUUUGUA